Messenger RNA from Pygoscelis adeliae (Adelie penguin), 4120 nucleotides. RefSeq names its product zinc finger protein 687 (gene ZNF687). NCBI's taxonomy places the organism in Eukaryota, Metazoa, Chordata, Aves, Sphenisciformes, Spheniscidae. The record is from RefSeq and is a predicted model, not a curated record. The transcript has 9 exons. Bases 121 to 3999 code for a protein of 1292 amino acids.
AUAGCACAAAACCCGCCGGGAUGGGGAUAACUGGUAACUGCUCGUGGCGCUGUGGAAACGAUCCCAGGCGAGGGGAGCGUCGUUAGGCUGAACGCUUGGGGAGAUCCUGGUCAUUCUUCCAUGAAAUGUCUGCCCGGAACCACCAAGCCCUUGUCCGUGUACACCAGUGUGGAUCCGGGUCGUACUGACUCUGCCAUAUUCCCCACCAUGGGUGACAUGAAAACUCCAGAUUUUGAUGACCUUCUGGCAGCUUUCGAUAUUCCUGACAUUGACACGAAUGAGGCCAUCCAUUCUGGCCAUGAGGAAGCUGACGCUCACAUCAAGCAAGUCCCCGGGGAGCCGGGACCCCCUGACCACGUCCUCCCCCACACGGACAUCACUGCUGUCAGCGUGAUUGUGAAGAACACCGUCUGCCCCGAGCAGCUCGAUGCCCUGGAUGGGCGCGGUAAAGAUGGGCACGUCAUUGGGCCCCGCUUGCUGCAGAAUGGCUUUGGGGCCACGGUGAUGCCCAGGUCCCCCACCUCCAGGUCUGUGGAAGCUGUGGCGUCCUCCAACGGGGAGUGUUGGGUGAAAGAAAAAGGCCCCAAACCCCUGGAUAUCUUCUCCCAUUUUAGCCCCGAUCCCAACGAAGACAAUGCUGCUAACCUGAUUGACAGACCCCGGGAGUGUAAGCCGAAAGAGAAAUCCCUCGCCGUGCCCUCCCUCUCCCCAUCUCCCACCCCGUCGCUGGACUGCAAAGAGCCCAUGGGAGAGAGCACGGAGAACCUGCCCCCGGCUUUCCCACAGUCCUUUGAAACAAGCCAGGCAGGGGGUGCAAAUGGGUCCCCUCCUACCAUCUCCUGCAUCAAAAAAGAGGAGUCUGACUCGGAGGAGGUGGGCCACGAAGCCAGCCCAAAGGGUUUGGCUGCAGCCUUGGGUGACAGUCCCUUGGAUCACCUGAAAUCAGUCACCGUUCGCUACUCCACAGAUGAUUCUCCCAUCACGUCCUGGCCCGGUUCUGACCCAAACCUCGACAGCAGCACCAGCAACCUUCCUGAAGUGAAACGCUCGCCUGCCAGCCCCCGGGAGCCGUUCUUCAAGCCUUCCUCGCCGGUGGUACAAAGCCCCAGACUCCCCACUUCUCCAAAGCAGCUGGACAGCAUCACCCUCAAGGAAGAGCACGAAGUUCUGGAGAAGUCAAUGGGAAGUCCGCAGAGUAUGUCCAGCGCUGAGGAAGAGGAGGAGGAAGAAGACAACAACAAUGAUUCCCCUUCUUCGAAUUCCUCGCGGCCCCUGAAGGUGCGGAUUAAAACCAUCAAAACAUCUUGUGGCAGCAUCACCCGGACAGUGACCAGGGUCUCAUCAGAUUCAGAGCCGGGCUCCACCAAGGGGCCGGCCGAGCACAGCUCUCAGGAGACCUCUCUUGAGGGUGCCGGCUUCUCAGCAUCAGCAGAGAAAGAGGAAGGGAUCGCGCUGGAGGUGCCCAAGGAGAAAAUGGAGCUCUCCAGCCCCUUGAAAACCAUCGAGGGGCCAAAAAUCGUCAGUGUUCAGCUUGGCAAUGGCACCAAGCUCAAAGGGACCGUCCUGCCCGUCUCCACCAUCCAGAACGCCAGCAGCGCCAUGCUGAUCGCUGCCAGCGUGGCUCAGCAAAAAUCCGUGGUGCUGCCGGCAAAGACGAGUAAAGCCGUGGCCAAGAACAUCAUCAAUCUGGUGCCACAGACGCUGCCCAAAGCUGACACCAGGACCAACAUCAGCACCGUGACGCAGACCACCACCAUCACCACCACGGCCAACCAGAAAGUCAACGGCACCACAGUUGUGAUGGUGCAGCCGCAGAAGCCUUCCCCUACCAUCGCAGGCACAGUCAUUUCCAGGAGCCAGUCCAGCCUCGUGGAAGCCUUUAACAAGAUCCUCAACAGUAAAAACCUCUUGCCAACGUACAAACCCAACCUGAAUCCUCCGGCCGACGCGAGCCUCGCCCUGCCUCCCUUCGGUUACCGCUGCCUGGAGUGCGGGGACUCCUUCGCCCUGGAGAAGAGCUUGGCUCGCCACUACGACCGGCGAAGCAUGCGCAUUGAGGUAACCUGCAACCACUGCACCAAACGCCUCGUCUUCUUCAACAAGUGCAGUUUGCUCCUGCACGCCCGGGAGCACAAGGACAAAGGCCUGGUGAUGCAGUGCUCCCAUUUGGUCAUGAGGCCGAUCGCUUUGGAUCAAAUGAUCGGACAGCCGGACAUCACCCCUCUGGUCUCGGUGACCUCCUUCCCCGCUAGCAAAGUGACUGGCGUGGCUCAGGAGGCCUUGGCCACGGCCAAUGGGGCUCAGGACCUCCCCAUCCUGCCUCUGAGCAGCAGCUCGGAGCAGACCAACUACAGCUGCUUCAGGUGCCUGGAGUGCAAAGAGCAAUGCAAAGACAAAGCCGGGCUGGCCGCGCAUUUCCAGCAGGCAGUGACCACGGGGACGACCAGCAGCACGGUUUGUACAACGUGUCCCAUGAUCAUGUCCAAUCGCUGCAGCUUUAACGCCCAUCAGCGGAUGCACAAAAACCGACCGCCCCAUGUCUGCCCCGAGUGCGGAGGGAAUUUCCUCCUGGCGAACUUCGAGACCCACCUGAAGGAGGCCUGCCUGCACUUCUCCCGCAGAGUGGGGUACAGGUGUCCCAGCUGCGCUGUGGUCUUCGGCGGGGUCAACUCCAUCAAGUCCCACAUCCAGACCUCCCACUGCGAGGUGUUCCACAAGUGCCCCAUCUGCCCCAUGGCGUUCAAGUCAGCCCCCAGCGCCCACGCGCAUGUCUACACGCAGCACCCCGGCUUCAGCAACCAGCAGUCCAAAAUGAUUUACAAGUGUGCAAUGUGCGACACGGUCUUCACCCACAAGCCCCUGCUCUCCUCCCAUUUCGACCAGCAUCUGCUCAACCAGCGGGUCAGUGUCUUCAAGUGUCCGGACUGCCCCCUGCUCUUCGCCCAGAAGCGCACCAUGCUGGAGCACCUCAAGAACACCCAUCAGCCCCAGAAGACCAAGGAAGACCUGGCAAAGAAGGCGGCCGUCCUGCUCACGCCGAAGCAGGAGCCUGUCGAAACCCCCGUGUCCAAGAUCUCGGAGGAGUCGUCGUCCUCCACGGAGGAGGAUGAGCCCCCCAGCUCCCCGGAACUGCGGAAGACCAAGCGAAGCCGCUUCCAGCGCAAGACGGUCAACAAGUCGAAGGGCAGCGGGUGGACGUGCGGCGUUUGCCACUCCUGGUUCCCGGAACGUGACGAAUACGUCUCCCACAUGAAGAAGGACCACGGCAAGUCCGUGAAGAAGUUCCCGUGCCACCUGUGCGAGCGUUCAUUCUGCUCCGCUCCCAGCCUCCGGAGACACGUGCGAGUGAAUCACGAAGGGAUCAAGCGCGUCUAUCCCUGCCGGUACUGCACAGAGGGCAAACGGACCUUCAGCAGCCGGCUCAUCCUGGAGAAACACAUCCAGGUGCGACACGGGAUCAAGGUGACCGACCAGGCGAAGAGCCAGGAGGUCGUUAUCGCCCGGAUAGGGACCGGCACCACGCAGGUGUCCAGUCGGAAGCGGAAGCUGUCCUCGGACGAGGGCGACUCGUGCAGCGAGGAGCCUGACAGCACCACCCCUCCCUCCAAAAACCCCAAGGGCGACCGCAAGGCCCCCUUCCGGUGCCGAAAAUGUGGUUACCUCGCCAGCAGCUCAGCCGACUUCCAGGAACACAUCCCCCAGCACCGGACUGAUGAGAGCUCCCACCAGUGCCGGGAGUGCGGGCUCUGCUUCACCUCCCAGGUCUCCCUCAACCGCCACCGCUUCAUCACCCACAAGAAGAAGAAGGGAGCGAGCGAGAUGGAGGAGCCGGGGCCCCGGAGCCCCCUGGAAGGAGGCGCCCAGCACGCGGCCGACGGCAAGCUCUCCUGCAAGGUGUGCGGCCGGUGCUUUGACAGUCAGCUCAACCUCAAGACGCACUUCCGCACCCACGGCAUGGCCUUCAUCCGUGCCAGGCAGAACGCGAGCCCCGAAAACUAGGGCCCCGGCGGAGGGGGAACGAGACAUGUAUAUAAUCAGCACAGAGCUCUCUGCGACGGAGGCUGCUGGUGCCCACCUGGGCUCCCCCUUCCUCCCUCCCUCCUCCUGGGCAGUGUUUCGA